AUGAGACCAGCGGUGGCUUCAUGGCAUUGGAACGUGUCUAAACUCUCGCACCUUGCUGGUGUUUUCGACCAAAUCGACGCUCUCCUUCCGUCCUCCGAUGACACUCUUGCCUCUGGACCAAGCAACACUUCUACAAUGUCUGAUGCGGAGGAGUUGUGCGCUCGUGCGGAGAGCAUUCGGGAUAGGGUGAAGUUGGUGAUGGAGGGGCGGAUUGGCUCUGCCUCUGUUCUAGGUGAACCGGAACUGUGUGAUAGAAAAGGUACCGAUUUUUGCUACCACUUUUUUUUUGUAAUGUUGGUCCCUACUCCAAAUGUACUUGCUUUUCCAUUACCUUCUGGUGCAGAUUUGAAGGCAAAUUCUACCGAGCAGUUGCACUCUUUACCACCAAAGGCGGAGCCAAAUAUGGAUACCUCCAGCGAGGUUUCUCUGUACCACUCGCAGUACCCUCAGCACUCUAUUCCCCCUUCUCAUUGCUACCACCGACUGCAAGAGUAUCAGCAAUACCAACACCAAUCCCAUCACGUUAACUGCGAAAGGCAGUCUCACCAGCUUCCACUUCAGCCUACUGCUACCGCUACUACCGUCACUUACCGACAUGACCCUCAUGUCGUCAGUAGUGCUCGUCAUAGUCUCGUCAUUGAUGAUGACCUAUGUCUGCCUGUUGGCCACGUGCAACGCCUUAAAAAGAAACUCAGUGCCUCUCUUACUACAAGCGGAUCUAACCACGUACCAAGCGACCUUCGUGCCAUUCCAAGACAGAUUCCCGGUGCCAAGGAACUCUUUGGCGCUUCUGCAACUCCUCCCGAUCCCGCGAUACUGUUUUCGUCGGGCAUGAGGUCACCAUCACUGUCAUCGCAGCGGCAGCUACCUCCACUGGCACCAAGGAGGCAAUCAACAAAAGACGAAAUUGUCUCGCUGCAGAAGAAUGUCGCCUCUAUGGCUGCGGCUGCAGCUCUUCAGCGCAACAUGUCUGUGCGAGCUAAGGAGGUAAUCAUUGACGGUUGUGGCGGUGGUGGUGGAGGUGGCAAAGGUAGUGUUAGAGAUCUUGCAGUGUCGAGAUCGGUCGCUGUCGGCCUUAUCCCGCCUUUGUUGUCCAAGUCGUCAAUAUCGGUUCAAACUCAGACGGAGCCGUUUAACGCCUGUCCUUGGUGGACGAUGCUAGAGACUCCUGGAUGGCGCCAGAGCUCGAUGUCCUUCUCUGCCGCUUCAUCAGGCAUCGGAAUGGAUGAUGGGAGCAAUUUUCAGGAUGACUUCUCAUCGGUCUCAAAAUCUUGUUUUGUCUGUUGCAAGCAUAGUGCUGUUGCGGCCGGUGUUGGUGGCACCAAUCGUCCCCAGUCUGGGACUACAUCGUUCUGCCCGGCCCCCGACUUACUUCAAGAGGAUUCCGUGACUGAGGAACUCAGAGGAAAAGCCACCAAACCGCUGCGUCAAGCCUGUGGUGAUUCUUCGGGUAGCAUAGCCCAACCCAUGAUUGUCAAUCGAGGAAUGUGGGACAGGCACAGUUUGGUUCGUAAGAUGACUGUUGGUGGAGCCUGUCAUAUAUCUUGUGGAAGUGAUGAGCCUCAGUGGCGUGCAUCCACUUCCACUGUGUGGUUUUGGCUGCGAAUGAACGAAACCCAAGUUAUUGUAGAAGCACAACAUUCUGCUCUUCCGGUGAAGCAUUCAACUUGCUUCAACUCACAGACUCCAGAGUCUCAAAUUUCUGGUAGCAUUGACACACAUGAUGAACAUGAAUGUCAGAUGAUUAGGUAG
This is a messenger RNA of Hydatigera taeniaeformis, 1752 nucleotides long. The record is from the annotation of a GenBank genome assembly. NCBI's taxonomy places the organism in Eukaryota, Metazoa, Platyhelminthes, Cestoda, Cyclophyllidea, Taeniidae.